ACCUAUUUGGUGGUAGGACGGAUCUUGGCCGUGUAACAUACAGCGGAGAUACUGUUUGCUAUCCCUGUGAGAAACGGUAUAGGAUUAUUAGCCUUGAUAGAAAUUCAACUCUAUAAAAUCUUUUUCUAAGAAGUGUGUAAACCAGUACCGAGAACAAGUUCGUAGAGACGCUGUUAACGAAAACAAUUUAGUAGUGUCAUCAACUUCAACAUAAAUGUCGCAGAACACUUCAGGUUCGUCAUCAACAAACUAUUCAAAUGCACAGAAUUCGAGUUCAAGCAGUGGAGUGAAUAAUGAAAACCAGGUUCUUACAAGGAGCAGACUUCAAGACUUGGUUAGAGAAGUAGACCCCAAUGAACAGUUAGAUGAAGAAGUUGAGGAGCUACUGUUGCAAAUUGCUGAUGAUUUCAUUGAGUCUACGGUGAAUGCUUCUUGCCAACUUGCAAAACACAGACAAGCUACUGCAUUAGACGUGACUGAUGUUCAGAUGCAUUUAGAACGACAGUGGAAUAUGUGGAUUCCUGGAUUUGGAACAGAUGAGCUACGACCAUACAAGAGGGCACCAGUGACUGAAGCUCAUAAACAACGAAUGGCUCUGAUACGGAAACAAAUGAAAAAAUUUUGAAUUCAUGUGGAUCAAUUUUGUGAGGGUGAAUAAAAAUGUAUGACUUUUA
Daphnia carinata is the source of this 674-nucleotide messenger RNA. RefSeq names its product transcription initiation factor TFIID subunit 12-like (gene Taf12). The record is from RefSeq and is a predicted model, not a curated record. Lineage: Eukaryota; Metazoa; Arthropoda; Branchiopoda; Diplostraca; Daphniidae. The transcript has 3 exons. Gene Ontology annotation, molecular function: DNA binding; TBP-class protein binding; protein heterodimerization activity. Gene Ontology annotation, cellular component: SLIK (SAGA-like) complex; SAGA complex; transcription factor TFIID complex. The coding region runs from base 215 to 625 and encodes 136 amino acids. Gene Ontology annotation, biological process: RNA polymerase II preinitiation complex assembly; DNA-templated transcription initiation.